CAAUCAAGUGUCGGUUUCAAAGUCCAGGACGCCGCAGGACACGGGACUACGGAGCCGUCUGACUCGCUUGGCAGCCAUAUCCCUCCGCCAAGUGCCGAGGAGCCGGCAGGUGUUCGCCGGGACUCUUUACCUUCACCUGACCGCGGCGAGAUUAAACAAACUGUGUCACAAACGCAACCUAAAGGCAUCGGAGAGCUCGCAGACGAUCCCAGAGAAACACAGGGAGCUAAUUCUUUGGAGUCCGUCGAGACGCUGGAACGCGUUAACGAGCUCGCCGACGCUUCUCCAACAAAACCUCCUUCAGCUGAAACACUUGAGACCACAGAAGCGAGAGAGCUGCUCCCUGGAUUACACGCUCUCCCCGGAAACGGGGGCUCGGCGUGCGGCGUCCAGAGGAGCUGCACUCCGGUGGAAGGAGAGCGAGAGGAGGAACAGACUGACGCCUCCUCAGAACCUCCUGCCGCUCCGGUCGACGCCGGCCUAGUCGACUCCCUGCAGGUCGUUGAAGCAGAAACAUCUCAACCCUCAGACCUCGCAGAGACGCCGCCGCCGCCGACCGCCGAGCUCGUGGUGGUCGGAGAGGAGGCGCACGUCGGCGGAGGCUGGUCCGACGUGAGCCUGAACCCGAGUUACCUCCUGCAGCGAGGAGACGGCGGCGGCGUCCUCGACGAGCUCUCUGCUGGAGAACCGAAGCUUUACGAGGAAAGCGCUCGGGCGGACGCGGACGUGUACGAGUUCUGCGGCCUGGUUGAGGAGGUCGCCGAGGAAACGGUGUGCGCCAGCAGCAGCGUGCAGAUCGCUCACUCUCCCGGAUACGAGGUGAACUUAUUCGACGCGUUACUCGGACACUCGGAGGAAUACGCCGGCAAAGAAGAACCAGCUGUUCACGCAACUAAUGAAGGUGACACGGUUGUUGUUUCCCAGCAGCCCCUGCUUUCUCCACAGGCGUGCUCGAACAGUAAUUCCCAUAAUUCGCCCGUGCAGAACGCGAGGGCGGCUGCUGGACGGCAUCUGGCGUUCGAUGGAAACCGAGCCGUGGAAGCGGACGACACGAGUGCGGUUUGUUUGGUGGAAGUAGCUGCUGUUGCUGGAUCGUUGGCUGUUAAACGGACGGACGGCGCGGCGCUCGAACGCCACACGGAGGCGAACGAGUCUCCUGUAAGUCAGGCGCUUCCCCCAAAACAGGACGCAGAAGCAACAGCUGCUGCGGUAUCGCUCGUGUCCCCAGCGGGUAGCGGGGAGGACCCGGGGAUCGAGUCCACCGUUGUUUCAGUACGUCAGACCCCAGGAGUCGCUGUACGGAGUCCGGAGACCAAACCAGAGGCUUUCUGCGCCGCUCACUCCUCCGGGUUAAUAAAUCCAAAGCUGCUCCUCCUCAAACCGGGAGAAACUCGCGUCCUCAAACACCCUCCCUCCCUUUUGGCACCGGUGUCCAAGCAACAGAAUGCGUCCGGCGAGCUGGCCGAUGCCCACGGCUCUCGCUCUGGCACGGUGUCCGAGGAGUGCCUUCCCCCCUCUGUGUCAGCAGCAGACUCUCUGUGUGCUCAGCGCUCCGCCACUAAAACCUCCGUGACUCCUCCGCCUGCCGCAACCUCCACGAGCAAACCCGACAAAGAGGCCUUAACCGUUACCGAAACGUCAGCGAGUGAAGCGACGCCGAACGCCCUUCACGCGCUGGCGGCGUCGGUGGACGGCGAAGGUGCCGUCGCGACGCCCGCCGGCCGCGACGACCCCGACUCGCUGUACGCGGGGGACGAGAGCGAGGAGGCGGAGCAGGACGAACCCGCGGGGGAAACCGAGGCUCGGGAGGCGGCGUCGGGGCAGGUCAGCAGUCCGGAGGAAGGCAGCGACGAGGACGCCGACGACGACAAGACAGAAGGCGAGAUGACCAACGCCGGCUCGCCACAUAAGGUACGUCAGUGGAUAGCAGACAGGAUCACGGCGAACUCCUCUCCCGUCUCACCUUGCACCUCCUCCUCUUCUUACCCCGGCCCCUCGUCCGCCAGCGAUUGGUCCGCCGCACGACGGGAGAAGUCGUCACCUCUCCGGGGUCCUCACGGGAAGUUCGUUUCUCCUUCCUCUGUCGGCGGCUACGGUUCCUCCUCUUCGCCGCCCGAUCAGGCCGCUCCUCAGCGGCCGCGAGGAGAGCGUCACACAGACAUGGCAGAGCUGGCUAAACACGAAGCAGACAUCGAGCAUCGAACCCAGGCACUGAAGCGAGAGGGCUUCUGGUCCAUGAAGCGUCUGACCCGCCUGACAGAACCGCCGCGGCCUAAAGUUCACUGGGACUACUUGUGUGAGGAGAUGCAGUGGCUCUCCGCCGACUUCGCUCAAGAGAGGCGGUGGAAGAGAGGAGUGGCGAGAAAGGUGGUACGAAUGGUGAUGCGACACCACGAGGACCUGCGGCAGAAAGAAGAAAAAGCCAAGAGAGAUGAACACGCCAAGAUCAGAAGAGUCGCCUCUUCUAUUGCGAAGGAAGUCCGGGCUUUCUGGAGCAGUGUUGAGAAGGUGGUGCAGUACAAGCAGCAGUCCAGACUGGAGGAGAAGAGGAAGAAGGCUUUGGAUCUUCAGCUGGACUUCAUCGUUGGCCAGACAGAGAAAUACUCGGACCUCCUCAGCAAGUCACUCGCUCCCACCAGGCCGGCUGAAACCGUCCCUGUGACGCCCAAGAAAUCUCCGCCACCUCCCGUUGAUGAGGAUGACAGAGACUUUGAGCCUCCCUGUGAGGAGGAGGACGAUGAGGAGACCAUCGAGGUGGAGGAGCAACAGGAGGGCAAUGACGCCGAGAGCCACAGGAGGGAGAUUGAACUGCUGAAGGAGGAGGGCAUGCUGCCCCUGGACCAACUACUCAGCACCCUCAAACUGCCACAGGUACCUCCACAAACCCCACGGAGCUGGGAUUGUUGUCUGAAAAACAAUAAACUCCUGCGAGACGAGGAGGACACCAUAGAUGCCCAGGAGAAGGUAGAAGGAAAUGUAGACCACGCGGAGGAGCUGGAUGACUUAGCCAGAGAAGGCGAUAUGAGUGUUGAGGAGCUGCUGGAGAAGUACAAAGGAGCAUAUGCUUCAGACUUUGAGGCUCCUUCUGCAUCUGGCUCUAAAGCGAGCUCUGAUUCUGAGGUGUCUGGGGACGAGGAGGAGGAGACUGAAGAAGAUGAGAGCGAUGCUGAGAGCAACACUUCCUCCUCAGCUUCACCAGGGGACAGUGGGGAAGACGACGACAGUGAGAAAGACGAAGAGGAGAGCGCGGGAGAAGAUGGGGAAGAUGACUGUGGAGAUGAAGGGAUGGAGCUCUUGCUGAAGGAGGGAGACAACAGCCCGCCAUCCGCUAGCUCACGGCCGAAGAAAGAGAUCAGCCACAUUGCUGCUACUGCAGAGAGCCUGCAGCCUAAAGGUUACACUCUGGCUACUACAAAGGUCAAGACCCCCAUCCCAUUCCUGCUUCAUGGCACAUUACGAGAAUACCAGCACAUCGGACUCGACUGGCUGGUCACCAUGUACGAGAAAAAGCUAAAUGGCAUUCUGGCUGAUGAGAUGGGUCUGGGAAAAACCAUCCAGACCAUCGCUCUGCUCGCUCACCUCGCCUGUGAAAAGGGUAACUGGGGCCCGCACCUUAUCAUCGUCCCCACCAGUGUGAUGUUGAACUGGGAGAUGGAGCUGAAGCGCUGGUGUCCCGGGUUUAAAAUCCUCACCUACUUCGGCAGCCAAAAGGAGAGAAAGCUGAAGAGACAAGGCUGGACGAAGCCGAAUGCUUUCCACGUGUGCAUCACUUCGUACAAGUUGGUGCUGCAGGAUCACCAGGCCUUCCGGCGCAAGUCUUGGCGUUAUCUGAUCCUAGAUGAGGCGCAAAACAUCAAGAACUUCAAGUCCCAGCGCUGGCAGAGCCUGCUGAACUUCAACAGCCACCGGCGACUGCUGCUGACGGGAACCCCUCUCCAGAACAGCCUGAUGGAGCUGUGGUCUCUGAUGCACUUCCUCAUGCCCCACGUGUUCCAGUCCCACCGCGAGUUCAAAGAGUGGUUCUCCAACCCGCUGACGGGGAUGAUCGAGGGCAGUCAGGAGUACAAUGAAGGCCUGGUGAAGAGGCUCCACAAGGUUCUGAGGCCGUUCCUGCUCAGGAGGAUCAAGAUCGACGUGGAGAAGCAGAUGCCCAAGAAAUACGAGCAUGUGGUGCGCUGUCGCCUCUCCAAGAGACAGCGGUUUCUCUACGACGACUUCAUGGCACAGGCCUCGACCCGGGAAACGCUGGCCAGCGGUCACUUCAUGUCUGUGAUUAACAUCCUAAUGCAGCUCCGCAAAGUGUGCAACCACCCCAACCUGUUUGACCCUCGACCCAUCCAGUCUCCCUUCAUCACGCAGCCCAUUGUUUUCCAUACAGCCUCCCUGGUGCAGGACGCCCUGGAGGUCUCUCCUUUGAAGCGCUGCGACCUCUCUAUGUUUGACCUUGUUGGUUUGGAAAGCCGUGUGUCCCGGUACCAGGCGGAUGUAUUCCUGCAGCGCUACAAGGUCAGCCGCCAACUGAUCCGGGAGAUCGUGGAGUCCCCUGAACCCCCUCCGAGGCCCAAACCAGUCCGCAUGAAGGUCAACAGGAUGUUCCAGCCACCACCUAAAGGCGAUAACCGACCGGUCCUACUGAUGAACAAACCUACCUGCUCCGUGCCGCCUGCAGCACAGACCCCCAAACCUCCUGCAGUCACUGAAGUCACCUCGACUCCUGCGCCUGCUCCUGUAGUUCAACAAGUGGUGUGUUCAGUGGCAACCACGCCACCUCCUCGCCCGUCCAUGCAUCUCACUGCUCAAACUGCAGUGAGAUCCAGCGCUCCAAAGCCAGUGCUGACCGUACGGCCUCCCACUGUCUCCUGCACAGCCAGCAUCCCAGCUCACCCGAGUCCAAACGCCGGCAACAUCAUGCCCCAGAGGGUUCUGCUCAGUCCAGAUAUGCAGGCUCGGUUGCCUUCUGGUGAGGUGGUGAGCAUAGCCCAGCUGGCCUCCCUGGCAGGGCGACCCGUGUCCUCAUGUCAGGGCAGUAAACCCGUCACCUUCCAGCUUCAGGGCAACAAGCUCACGCUGUCUGGAGCCCAGAUCCACCAAGUCCCAGCAGCUCCUGCACGCCCAGUUCAAGGUAAUGUGAUGCACCUGGUGUCCAGCGGAGUGCAGCACCACCUCAUCAGUCAGCCUGCCCAGGUGGCUGUCCAGAGCGCAGCCAACGCUCAUCCUGCAAGCACCUCCGCUGCCCUCCCUGCAAAUCGUCUGCCUCACAAUGCCUCCUCGCAAGUGACCCCCUCUAUGGUGAGCAGUCCUGGCGUCGUGAAGAUCGUUGUGCGUCAGACAGCAGGCAAGGAGGGCGGGCCUGUGCCCACACUGGCAGUGGCCCCUUCCCCUCGUGUUGCUCCUCAGGCAUCCCCUUCCCCGCACCCUCACGUCAACACAACCCCUGUCAGAAACACUGCUCCACUGCAAAUUGCCCAGCGCACGCCUGGUCCCGCUACUGCACACUACACCAUAGCUCCUCCCGGAAACCCUAGCUCGACCCUGAACCAGCCCCACCCCCCUCGCCCCGUCCUCAAAGUAGUGCAGCCUCCUCCAGCAAGCACAGAGCAGCCAGCUCCAGGUCAGGUGGCCUCCUCGUCCUCUGCGUCCAAGUCUCCAGCAGCACCGCGUGACAGCAGCAGCGGUCAGACACCAGUUACCACGAAGUCGAGGCCCAGUACGGGGGCAAAAGCCUUCCCUCCACCCAGAAAAGUGCCUCGUCCACCUCCUCGCUCUCCUUUCUACGUGUCGUGGCUGGCAGAUAGCCACAAACAGCAGCGCGACAGCCGACUGGACUUCAUCAUCCGAGUCAACGAGAGCCACUGUGGGGCAAAGCCCGUGUAUGGCCGGGAGGUUUUGGACUUCCUGACUAUUCUCCCUGGUCCCCGUCCCUCGCCGGCCGCCCUGAGCUCUCAGGGGGAGUGGAGCCGCUCGGGCCAGAGCAGCUGUCUGUACGCACAGUGGCAAAACAAAUACGACUACUGGUUUCAGAGCCGCGCCGUGAGAGAGGCCAUCCACAGCAUCGAGGACAGGCUGGAGCUGCUCCGUGAAGUUGUAGACAGGUUUACAUUUGCGAUUCCCCCGGUGGAGGCUCCUCCAAUCUCCAUGCACUGCUGCCAUCCUCCUCCCUCACUGAGCCAUAAGCAGGCAGCCUUCUCCUCCAUGCUGUCAACUCAAGUCGCUCCUUUAACUCGCAGUCUCCAUCGUAUCCAGUGUAACAUGAGGACCCAGUUUCCAGACCUGAGGCUCAUACAGUAUGACUGCGGUAAGCUGCAGACUCUCCACACAUUGCUGCGAAAGCUGAAGACAGGAGGCCACAGAGUGUUGAUCUUCACUCAGAUGACGCGGAUGUUAGAUGUGCUGGAGCAGUUCCUCAACUACCACGGACACAUCUACCUCCGCCUGGACGGCAGCACCCGCGUGGAGCAGAGACAGGCUCUCAUGGAACGCUUCAAUGCCGAUCGGCGUAUUUUCUGCUUCAUUUUGUCAACUCGCAGCGGGGGUGUAGGGGUGAACCUGACUGGGGCCGAUACGGUCGUAUUCUACGACAGCGACUGGAACCCCACCAUGGACGCUCAGGCGCAGGACCGUUGCCACAGAAUCGGCCAGACCAGAGACGUCCACAUCUACAGGUUGAUCAGCGAGCGCACAGUGGAGGAGAAUAUUUUAAAGAAAGCCAAUCAGAAGAGGAUGCUGGGAGAUAUGGCUAUUGAAGGAGGAAACUUUACCACCGCCUUCUUCAAACAGCAAACCAUCCGAGAGCUGUUUGAUAUGAACGAGGGGGAGAAGAGAGAGGCGGCGGUGGAGCUGUCGGUGCCCCAAGUUGAGGAGGAGGAAGCUGUCAACAAGCAGAGCACCACCAUUCUGGAGCAGGCCCUGUGCCGUGCCGAGGACGAGGAGGACAUAGUGGCAGCCUCUCAGGCUAAAGCAGAGCAGGUGGCAGAACUGGCAGAGUUCAACGAGAACAUACCGCUGGACGACGGAGGGGAACAAGAGGAAGUGGAGGAGCUCUCCAAGGCCGAGCAGGAAAUAGCUGCUCUGGUGGAGCAGCUCACUCCCAUUGAACGCUACGCCAUGAACUUCCUGGAAGCCUCAUUAGAAGAUGUAUGCAAAGAAGAGUUGAAGCAGGCUGAGGAGCAGGUGGAGGCUGCCAGGAAAGGCCUGGACCAGGCCAAGGAGGAGGGCCUAAAGCUGCACGCUUCAUCUGACGAGGACGACGACGACUUUCUGUCACCACUGGCCUCCGUGGAGCCCGCUCAGCCAGCCCCAGCCCGCCGCGGCCGUAAACCCAAGGACAGGGAAAAGGAUAAGGACAAGAAUGUCACCUCUACAAGGACUAGUGGUCGGCUACGUGGGGCCUCACCCGAAACUGAGCCUGAGCCUACGACCCCUAAAGAAGUGCCUGAAAGACCCCGCUUUAGUCUGAGAGGACGAGGAGCUGCCAAAGACACCGGUGCUGUGUCUACCACCCCGUCCCGCACAGACCAUCACAAAACCUCCUCAUUAACCAGGCAAGAUUCCUCCAAAUCUUCAAAAGCCUCGUCUCCUGCCAGAGAUCACCAGACCACCAAAACCAGGACUUUACCAAACCGCUCCCACCCCAGUCCAGUGCCUUCCCCUCCUACAGCCUCUCCACCUGGAGGGAAACAACAGUGCGUUGUGGAGACUGACGGCAAGAACUCCAGAGCAGGCAGAGAGGAGAAAGAGGGGGAGAAUGAGAGGAGGAUGUCGGAGUCGUCACUAGAGUCCAGCUGCCCGGUGGACCAUCAAGCAAAAGACGAUGACGGCAAAGACCACAGCGCCAUGUCUCCCCCCUCCACCAGCUCCAGAUCGCCUCGCAAGCGACAGUCAGCAGAUGGUGAAGUCCUGCGGGGCCUGGUCGAAGACUCCCCGUCUGCCAAAGUCCUGCGGAAGCUUCCCGGGAGACUCGUCACGGUGGUGGAGGAGAAGGAGCCGAGAAGGAGGCGGCGGCGAGGAAGCGGCACUGGAGGUGGAGCUUCGUCAGAGGAGGCAACCGCGGAGGAGAACGCCGCCGGAUUCGUCGACGAACCAAACAAAGACAACACAUCGCCGACUCCUGACGGCAAAAGUAAAGUUACCAAAUCUCCUCAGGACCAAGACUCUGUUCCGAGUCCGUCUGUGCACCCGCAGCCCGUCAGAGGUUAUCCUCCUUAUUCCCCGCCCCAUCUUUCUCCCGACAUGCCCGUGCUGAGAAAUCUUCCUGUGCGGCGCCGGUUGGAAACUGAAUCUCGCAUGGCUGCUCAGCUGGGAGAGCAACAGCAGCAUCUGGGUAGAGGAAGAGGAGCAAACCAGGCCAAAAAGACAGACACACCACCAGGCAAGGACGCCUCGUCCACCUCUACAGAGUCCAGUGUGAAUUCUCUUGCGACACCUUUGAAAAGAAAGAGGGGCCGGCCCCCUAAGACUUCUCCUAGGUUACCUGAGCCUGACAACACAGUAACCCCUUCCCCGCAGCCCACCUCGCCGAGUGAGGAAGGGCACCCCCCUCUCUCCCCGAAACGUAAGCGGGGUCGUCCUCGCAAAGACUCCACAACCUUUCUAGAAACUGUGAGUGAAGGACAGAACUCUAAAAAUGAGACUACUGGUGUUUCUGGUGUAUUGAAAACUGAUACUACCACAGAGCCAACAGUCCCAUCUCCCCGCGAGUCGGAGACCGUCGCUGCUGCUGCUGUCACUACAAGUCAGGCCUCCGAGUCUACCAAAGCUGAGGAAACAGACAUUAAGACUCCAGAUCCACCCCGAACCUCCUCAACAGAUCAAACUUCCACACCCGUCUCGGCUUCGGUCCGAGCAGCCGCUGCACCUGCACCCCAGCAGACCGCACCGCUUCCUGUCGCUGCCUCCACAUCAGCCUCAGCACAGUUCAUCAGUUCAGCUCCAGCUACAGUUCAAAGCCGAGACGCAGCAUCAACCCAGGUUUCCUCUUCAUCCUCUGUUGCACUUUCCACGCCUGCCACCAUCCCAGUCACGACCACGACCCCACUGACACCUGCCAGCACCGUCACAUCGACUCUUCCAGCUGCAAGAGCAACACUUGUGGUUUCCACAGCUUCUACCGCUCCCGUAGAGCCAAAACCUUCAGUUUCUGUAAAUGUGAACACAACCGGACCAGACCCUGCCAAAACCACCGCAGCUGCCACAUCGGCUGCCACCGCUCCCUCCACUGCUUCGUCUUCUCCUACAGAUGUUCCAGCAUCAGUCCCUGCCACAACAGUCACAACAGCUUCUAAUGUAAUAUCACAGACGGUAAGUGUUACACCGGCACUCACCACCACCACCACAGUGAACCCGGCCCCAACUGGAACUACUGCUGUAAAGAACUUGCCCCUUUCGUCUACAACAUCUACCCCAGCUGCUGUAACGUCUGCUCCAGCUGCCACCCAGAAUGUUUCAGCUACAGCUUCAAACCCAACCUCAACACCAAUCCCCACUGCAGCAACAACAUUAACAGCAACAGCAGCAACAACAGCAACAACAGUAACAACAGCAACAACAGUACAAGUGAGUCCCUCAAACUCAAGUCCAAGCACAGUUGCCACUACAAGUCCAACUGUGUCUGACGGCGCUUCUACAACACCACCAACGGUCUCAUCAUCUGCUGCAAAUACAUCUUCUCCAAAUACAUCUUCUCCAGCCCAAACAAGGACUAAUGCGACGACCACCAAAGUCCCGACCAAACCAGACUCAACCUCAACACCACCAACGGCUCGAGCGGCCACACAGGCACCGCUAACAACUGUUUCGGUGGCUGAAUCCUCAGAAAAACCUCCUGCUGCACCUUCCCCGAUCACUUCUUCCCCAACUACAACAUCCGCCAGUGUUACUGCCACAGCCGAGGCAAAGACGGUUACAGUAAGUACAUCACCCGCAACAGAGGGAGUCCAAGUAACAACCCCUUCCAAAGAACACACAACUACCCCAGUAACGACUUCCACAGCUGCAGAAAAGACCCAACCCCCAGUAACGACGUCCACAGCUGCUACACCAGCUCAACUCCCAACCGUCGCCACAACUACAUCCCCUGAAAAGUCCUUUACAGAUGCGACCACAAACGUUGUAUCCACUCCCGUAGUCGCCCCUGUGUCAGUCGCAACAACCACAGCUGCCACGGUUCCUCCCGUGUCCACCACACAAACCUCUGCAGUCGUUUCCUCGCCGGUAGAAAGCUCUUCGUCCACAGAUGUUUCCCCAGAGGUGUCCACACCGGCCCAGACAGAGGCCCUGCCCCAGAUACCCACACCUGCUGCUGCUAGUGUUUCAUCAGAGCAGCAAUCUUUAGAGCCAACGCAGAAAGCCCCUAAAUGUGACCCGGACAGGGUGACGGAAACGGAGGAGGAAGCUGAGGAGGCUGAGGCGAGGACUAGCAAGGAGGACGACGACAAACAGCCAGACCUCUGUAAGCCUCAGCCGAAAAGGAGAAAGGUGGAGAGUUCCUCGGAGACCAAAGACUUGGAGUCGGGAAGGGAGGGAACGGGCGGAGAAACACCGUCUGCAACUGAUCAUCAGAGAGAAGACCCUAAGCAACAAGAGGAGGAGUUCACGGAAGAUCAGAAAACUCCAUGCCAGAAAAGACCUCUUAGUCGCCAGAGUAGCCAGGAGUCCACGCGCUCCUCUUCGCCGUCGUCCGGGUGCUCGACAUCAACCCUCACUCGUCACGCUCACCACAAGAGGACUUACGAAAACAGACUUCCUACCAAGAAGAGGCGAAUGGACGUCACCUCAGAAACGGGGAAGGAGGAGAAAAUGGAAGAGGAUGGGGAGAAUAUAGAGGAAGGCAGCGACAAGGAGCACGCCGCCGCUCCCUCUCGGAGAGGGCGCUCCAGGUCGACUUCCUCCUCCUCUUCGGACUCUGACGGCGAGAGCAGGAAGGAGCACCGGUUGACUCGCUCCGCCAAGCACCGGCUACAAGAUCAAGAGAGGGAAAAGGGCAACAGCCGGCAAGGGAAGAAACCUGCACACAGCUCGGAAACAAACGCAUCAAACAACGCCAACGCGUCCACAGGUGGAGAGUCUGGCAGUGACACAUCUUCUGUUAGGAUCACCAGGAAGUCUGCAGGAUCGCAGCCUCCGCAAGACGGCAAAGCUCAGACCAACAGCGCGCCCUCGUUGCCUCCUGAGCCCGAGGUUCUGGGGAAGAGGUACUCAGCACUCAACGCAGCAGCCAAACUCCUUGCGAUGAAAGGAAGGGUGGACACGCCUGGACACACCACUCGGAAAGACUCGGGGGCUAAAGCCGCCAGGACUUCCCCCGCCUCCUCUUCUGACAAGAACCAAAAACCUAAAAGCAAAAGUGUACCAGCCUCCCCUCAGAGUAACUCUGUAACUCUCACUAAUAAUAAAAGCAGCAGCAGCAAACCCUCAACGCCCAAUCAGACGAGCCGCUCGGCUUCCCGCUCCACCAGGCAGCGCCCUGGUUCUCUGGUUCCCCCCCUGGAGGUGGAGUACAAGAGGUCUAAAGCAGAGGAGAAGGAGAGGGGGAGUAGGAAGUCUUCAGGGGCGAAGGAAGGCGAGGCAGAGGCGCAGUCUUCGUCCCGGGGCCACAGUGCGUGCAGCAGCAUGAGCAGCGACGGCGAGGGCGAAGGCGAGGGCGGCGGACGCAGCAGCAGAAGCCGCAGCAGCAGCAACAGCAGCCAGCGCACUCACAGCAUCAGCUCCCAGAACACGGAGCACAGAGGGUCCCGCGCCACCUCCUCCGGCAGCGAGCGCAGCUCCGAGCGGAGUAGAGACAAAAAAGAGAGGCAGCGACGGGAGAGUCGGCACGACAGCAGGAGGUCUCAAAGGAUCUCGCAGGAGGUGACCAGCAGUUCGGGAACGGAGGGGACGCCGGACAGGGUGCUGCGGAGCGUCGCGGCGCUCGCAGCGGUGCAGGCCCGGUCCCCGGCCGCGAGCACCCGCUCCUCUUCUGGUCAACAUCGUCACAACAAGACAUGAUCGGCGUGCCAAAGGGAAAAAAAAAAAACGGAAGCGAGAGUGUUGUCACGAUGUCAUGACCUCCAAGGUUGCUGCUUUGUCUGCACUCUGAUGAAUGAAGGGAACUGCGUGCAGAUCCAGGGACCUCCCCUGUCUCUUGGGCCCUCUCCCUUUCCAAUUGGAGCUGGUCCCCUCAACCAGCUCAGCCAUUGUCAGCUGGGGGAAGGCUCAGGGACGCCGGACUGAGAGUAUAAAAAAUGUGGCGCCAUCAUGGUGCGUCCGUAACAGACAGAAGAUGGUACAGUGGUUAAAAUUCACCACUGGGACUUGAAGGGGGGGGGACAAAAAGGUGCAAGAGGUAAUAAAGGAAAGUUGUUAGUUCACAUUAUGUACUGUAAUCAUUAAAGACUGGAACACUCAGAUCUUAUGUGUUAAGAUGGGAUUAUACAGCACCCUCUUAUUAGGGUUAUAAAUGAAGUCAUUUGUGUGACAUUAAAAACUUUUUGAGUGACCAGUUGUAUUGUAAGUUGGAGGUUUUAGAAAGUUUGGUUUUGAAAAAUUUCGUCAGCUGUCCUGACUAUUGUUUCUUUGUAGUCAGUUGAUAAGUUAUGCAUAUUUUAUUAUUUCUUCCAGGGUAUUAGGAAGAGAACCGAUCUGUCAAUGUGAUCUUUGCUGCACUAUGCUGGAGCUUGUCUUUUGCUUGGGCCCCUUUAUUUUUUUUUUUCAUGUCGAUUUUUUUUUUCUGUUCAUUUGGAUUCAUUUUUAAAAAGAAAAUCCAGCCUUGCAUUUCUCAUUUGCACAUCUGAUAACGUGGCCCUCGGCUUUGAGUACAUUGUGGUGUAGUAAUAAGUUUAUACAUCAACUUCAGUAGAUUAACUGGUUCCCCGGUACCUCACGACGUCCACAGGUUUAAAAAAACAGAUUAAUUCAAGUUGCAAAUUGUCUUUGAAGACGUUAUUUGCUCCUCACAGACCCGGAGCUCCUUUUUUUUUGUUUUUUGUUUUGUCCCCUGAUCUUCCCAACAGGCAGUUAUUGUUACGGUCCACUUUGUCAUGUAUUUAUAUCGAAAAGGGCAAAAAGUUUAAAUGUUUGUUGAAAAUUUACGAGUGCCUCUCUGGCCAAAAUGGGUUUGAACCUCUGAUUGCCUUGUGAAGAGCCUGAACGCUGGGGUGUUUGAGCUUCUCUCGUUAUUUAAAACAUAAAAACAAACAAAAAAAAAGCCAAACAAAACAGGAAAAGAAAUAAAAACACUCCCUCCCUCCCCAGGAACUGUUAAGAAAAGCCCCCCGUGCAUCAGUGCAACCAAAUUUAAUGUUUUAUUUUUCACCUGGAUUUUUGUCACCAUUACUUCAUUGCUCUUCGUUCAUGUAAGAAAAAA
Molecule: messenger RNA, 13339 nt
Organism: Morone saxatilis (striped sea-bass)
Lineage: Eukaryota; Metazoa; Chordata; Actinopteri; Moronidae
Gene: srcap
Product: Snf2-related CREBBP activator protein
Exons: 32
Coding region: 1885-11982 (3365 amino acids)
Cellular component (GO): Swr1 complex
Molecular function (GO): DNA binding; ATP binding; ATP hydrolysis activity
Source: RefSeq, a predicted model, not a curated record